Hemibagrus wyckioides is the source of this 2019-nucleotide messenger RNA. It is a transcript of the gene pde12, whose product is annotated as phosphodiesterase 12. NCBI's taxonomy places the organism in Eukaryota, Metazoa, Chordata, Actinopteri, Siluriformes, Bagridae. The transcript is spliced from 3 exons. Gene Ontology annotation, molecular function: 3'-5'-RNA exonuclease activity. Gene Ontology annotation, cellular component: mitochondrion. The record is from RefSeq and is a predicted model, not a curated record. Bases 161 to 1915 code for a protein of 584 amino acids. Gene Ontology annotation, biological process: nuclear-transcribed mRNA catabolic process, deadenylation-dependent decay.
GUUGUAUCACGAAUCGCUCUCUUUAGGGCAUAUAAGGCAGGGCAUAGGCUGUAAAAUCCUAUUCUGUUGUUCCCUAUCUAGUGUACUUAUACAGGGAUCAGUGAGCCGUUUGAGAUACAGCACGCAGGACUGCGCCUUUUACAGCUGAAGAAACUUCCUCAUGUUUAGCCGCGCUAUCUUUUCUAGACUACGUUUGCGUUAUGUUUGGUCGCCGAAGAUAAUAUUAGUAGGUGAGAAUAUUUUAAUCAGACAUUUUUGCAGCAGGAUGGACCGCGCAGUGGUGCGCUGUGUGCCCUCGGAGCCCAAGCUGACCAUUUCAUUCACUGUAGCCGGUAGCUACAAACACAUGCUGAGGGAGCAAACAGAGGAGCUGGGUAAAGUCUUAGCCCGGAUAUCUAACAGUAUUAUCAAGGCGCAGGCUAAAGGGAAGAAGUCGAAGAAGAAUAAAAGUCAGGACACGUGCGCGGUUGUUGCUGAUCCGGUGGUUCGGCUUUACUUUAACGGCAACUUGGUGGCUGAAGACGCGCUGAACCGGGACGCGUGGCAGGACGGCGCUGUUCUGCAGGUCGGUGACGCAAAAUAUAAAGUUGAACGCAAUCCUCCGACUUUCACCACCGCACAGCUCCCAGCGUCAGUCCUGGCCGGAUUUCCAGUCUGCCCAAAGCUAGAGAUUGAAUUCGGUGAUAUGGAGUUCUGUGUGUUUAAGUGGUACAAGGAGAGCUCUCCAAAUGCGCACGCACGCGACGAGGAGGACUCCUGGGUGGAAGCAGGAAGCGACCGAGUCUUUAUCCCAUCCAAUAUGGAUGUCGGGUUGAGACUGAAGCUGAAAUGCAUGCCGGGAAACCAGUCUAGGUUAGGCCUUGUGGUAGAGCUGGUGACCACCGGCACUGUAGAGGCAGGUCCAGGGGUUUGCACCUUUGACAACAGACACUUGUACACCCGCAAGGUCACGGACGACUCCACAACCAGGGUUGUGACGUAUAACAUCUUAGCAGACAUUUACAGUCAAACUGAGCUCUCCAAAACAGUCCUCUACCCUUACUGUGCUCCAUAUGCCCUUGGACUUGACUACAGGCAAAAUCUCAUCAAGAAGGAGCUUUCAGGCUAUAAUGCAGACAUCGUCUGUCUCCAGGAGGUGGAUAAAGGAGUUUUCAGUGAUAGCCUGGUACCAGCGCUUGACGCGUUCGGCAUGGACGGAGUGUUUAAAGUCAAAGAGAGGCAGCAUGAAGGACUGGCCACGUUUUACAGGAGAUCAAAAUUUAAGUUGCUUUCCAGACACGACAUCAUGCUGAGUGAGGCCUUAGAAAUGGACGCACUCCAUAGCGUGCUGCUGGAGAAGGUGUCCAACAACCCAGUGCUGAAAGAGAAGAUGGUACAGAGAAGUACGACGCUGCAGGUAACCGUUUUACAGUCCGUCAGCGAUCCAUCAAAGAUAGUGUGUGUUGGAAACACACAUCUCUACUGGCAUCCUAAAGGAGCGAAUGUUCGAUUAAUACAGAUGGCUGUGGCCCUGAAGCACCUGAAGAAAGUCAUCACAGAAGAACAUGCUAGUGUGCUGAUAUUCUGUGGCGACUUCAACAGCACGCCUUCGUCGGGACUCUUCCAGUUGCUCAGUCAGGGUUCGAUAUCAGAGCAGCACAGUGACUGGGCAUCUAAUGGUCCUGAGGAGCUUCUUCCAAUGGAGCUUCACAGCCCCUUGCAGUUGACCAGUGCGUGUGGAGAACCGGACUACACCAACUAUGUAGGAGGCUUUAAAGGAUGUCUGGACUACAUUUUCAUGGAGCCGCAGGCUUUGCAGGUAGAACAGGUCAUUCCUCUGCCCAGCCAUCAGGAGGUCACCACGUACCAGGCCCUUCCCAGUGUCUCUCACCCAUCUGACCAUAUAGCUUUAGUCUGCGACCUCAAAUGGAAAUAAAGUUGAGACGCAGCCUCAGCUUUCAUUCCGCAAGUGAACAUGUAGAUCUUUCUCAGAUUUCUGAUUUAUUGCGGCAACAAGAGGACUAGCUGUUUAUCAAUCAA